Messenger RNA from Sphenostylis stenocarpa, 1953 nucleotides. Lineage: Eukaryota; Viridiplantae; Streptophyta; Magnoliopsida; Fabales; Fabaceae. The record is from the annotation of a GenBank genome assembly.
AUGGCGUCCUGGGAAACAGGCAAGUUUUUUAUCUUUCUUAUGCUAUUUUUUCCCUCUUCUCUUCGUGUUUCAAGCACCCCUUUAGACCCCGAAUCAUGUUCAGUAGAACCCAAGCUGGACCACGAUUCAUUGCGGGAACCUUUUCGUGAACCGUCCCAAAUCACUAAUCAGCAAGUUAUGUUGGAUAGACUUGAGGAAUUAGUGAGAAAUCUCACUGAUUUAGUUGCAAGAUUAGAAUCAAAGCUACCUGACCACCCUACUAAAGAAAAGGGUAGGUUUCCUCAGAGAAAGGGCGGUGAUUACAGUGAUGGUGACGUUGGUGUAAUAUCAAGUAGUAAAGGAGUUGAAUAUGGGGAGUUUGAGGGAAAAAUUCGAGAUGGGGAGAGAGCUAAGGGAAUGUCUGUAACAAAGUACACACCUUUUUGGUCUGAGAGGUUCCAGUUUGCAUCUGCUGUGAAGUUGGAUUCUGAGGUCACUUGUAUGAAUGUGUUGACUUUUAGGGAUCACGAGGGGCUAAGUAAGUAUGUGGCUGUUAGUGAUGAGAGGGGAAGAGUAUAUGUGUUCUUGAGGAAUGGAGAUGCAGUAGUUGAGUUUGACACCUUGGUGAAGUCCUCUAUUACUGCAAUGAUUUCGUAUACUUCUGUUUAUAAGAAUGAGAGUUUUGUAGUAACUGGUCAUCAAAAUGGGGAAAUUUUGUUGCACAAAGUUUGGGAGGGAGGGUCCAGUGGAGAGGAUUAUAGUUCUCUUUUCAUGGAGAAUGUUUGUAGGUUUGUGUCACCUGAAAACUCUUCACCAGUGACUCUCUUGGAAGUUCAUUAUGUUGGGAGGAUCAAGUACAUUCUGUCAGCUGAUAAAAUUGGGAAAAUCAGGGUUUUUACGGAAGACGGUUCCUUGUAUGGUUCUGCCAUGGCUUCUAGUAGGCCAUUGGUUUUCUUAAAGCAAAGGCUUAUGUUCUUGACUGAAACUGGGGCAGGUUCAUUGGAUUUCAGGGGUAUGAAAAUCAGGGAAUCUGAGUGUGAAGGGUUGAACCAUUCUGUUGCUAGAACUUAUGUUUUUGAUGUCAUCGAACGUUCCAAAGCGUAUGGUUUUACCUCGGAUGGGGACAUGAUUUAUGUCUUGUUGCAUGGAGAUGUGAUGAACUUCAAAUGCAGGGUUAGAUACAAGAAAAAAUUUGAUAUGGAACAGCCUCUUGUUCUGCAGACAAUCAAGGGUUAUUUGCUGAUUGUUAAUCCGGAGAAGGUUUUCGUGUAUAAUGUUUCAUCUCCACAUUAUGUGAGAGUUGGCGUGCCUCGUCUUGUUUUCUCCUCGAGUCUUGAUGAGCUUAGAUCAUCAUUCUUGAAUAAUCCAAUCCCAGGUGUGGAUGCCGAAACAAGAUUAAUACCUUUGAUAGGCACUGACCGUGAAAAACUUGUUGUUGUUGGGCUUGGAGGUGGGUAUGUUGGAAUGUAUCAUUCUAAUCUACCUAUCUUCAAAGGGGAGUUCAACACCAUGCUAUGGACUAGUCCCGUGUUGUUCUUUGUAAUUUUCUUGUUUGGUGCUUGGCACUUUUUCGCCAAGAAGAAGGAAGCGCUUACAUCAUGGGGACCAGACGAUCCUUUCACUUCCACUUCAGCUACCACCGGUGCCCCAUUAGCAUCUGGUUCAGCAGACAGAUCUUUUGGAGACUCUUCUUCAAGAAGCACUGAAGUUAUGGAUCUUAGAGGUGGAGCUCUCAGAGCUCCACCGAGAAGGUACGGCUCUCCUUCAAGGUAUCCUAGCGCUGCCGCUGCUGCUGCAAGUUCCUAUAGACUUGGUGCUUCCACAGAUCACAAUGCCAGACCAGCAUCAGUUGAUCCAGAUUUUCGUGGAGCCUCUGAGCUAAAAUAUAGGGCCACCACCAUGGAACCUCCCGGUUUUCCCAAGAGAAGAGAUGGCAUGUUUGUAGCAAAUCAAGUUGUAAAUGAUCGCAGUUGA